AUGCGUCCUUUGCUUCAUGGGCGUGUCUAUACAGCGCUGUUCACAGCACUCUCCAGCUCUCGUUCUUAUGCGCUUUUAGCUCGUAUCCCUUUCGAUACUCAUCUUGUACUGUCGUACCAGGAUCAUCAACGUAAAUCAUCAGGAGUGAAUUUCAGCACUAUUUGUCCUAAUGGAGGGUCCUUUAUCAAAAUGGACAAAUAUGGUACAUGGUUGGCAGUAUCGAUGGUUUCGUUUGGAGGAAGAUGCCCUGCUCUACUACACAUCCAGGGAGAAGAUGUUGAAAGGGCAGCAACGGGGUCAGCUUAUUCUUUAACUGGCUGUGCCACCAUCUGUCAUUAUUUCUUCAUGAUUUUGUUUUCCGACAGUUUCUAA
Molecule: messenger RNA, 372 nt
Organism: Strongylus vulgaris
Lineage: Eukaryota; Metazoa; Nematoda; Chromadorea; Rhabditida; Strongylidae
Source: the annotation of a GenBank genome assembly